Messenger RNA from Juglans regia (Persian walnut), 2838 nucleotides. RefSeq names its product receptor-like protein kinase FERONIA. Gene Ontology annotation, molecular function: protein kinase activity; ATP binding. Bases 48 to 2639 code for a protein of 863 amino acids. The transcript has a single exon. Gene Ontology annotation, biological process: protein phosphorylation. Lineage: Eukaryota; Viridiplantae; Streptophyta; Magnoliopsida; Fagales; Juglandaceae. The record is from RefSeq and is a predicted model, not a curated record.
AGUUUCUCACAUAUAGUCGCGAUAAGAAAUAGCUCAUCUCCAACCCCAUGAAAACGUUCGCCCUCUACGUGUCCUUCCUCCAUCUCCUUUUUGCCCACGCCGGCGCCGCUCAGCACAGCCCGCCACCAUAUCUUGCUCCCGACUAUAUUCUCCUCAACUGUGGCUCCUCCUCCACGAAAUCAACCUCACCCGAUGGCCGGAACUGGGAGGGCGAUUCUCACUCAAAGUUCUCUCCCCACAAUAAUAUUCAAACUACCUCCAAUGCAUCCACACCCACCGAACAAAUCCCUUCUGUUGCCCAAGUUCCCUACAUGACCGCACGCAUCUUUCCCAACAACUUUACUUACUCCUUCCCUGUCUCUUCUGGCCUUAAGUUCGUUCGUCUUUACUUCUACCCCGCCACGUACGCCGCCGUCGAUAAAUCCAAGUCCUUCUUCUCCGUCACCGCCAAUGAUUUCACUCUCUUGAGAAACUUCAGUGCCUUCCUUACCAUCUUGGCUCUGGAACCUCCCGCAGCCGUCGUUGUCAAAGAAUUCAUAAUCCCCGUGUUGCGCACCCAGUGUCUCAACAUAACCUUUAUAUCUCUUAACUCCUACGCCUUCAUUAAUGGCAUAGAGGUCGUUUCUAUUCCGGAUAAUCUAUAUAUGAACAAUGCCCAUGGUACUGGAAUCAAGUUUGUAGAUUACAACACGCGCUUCUAUUUCGAUGGCACCACCGCUCUGGAGACCAUGUAUAGGCUAAACGUUGGGGGAAAGGAUGUCUCGGGCGUCGAGGAUACAGGAAUGUUCCGAUCAUGGGUUGACGACUCGCCGUAUGUGAUUGGCCAUUUCGGGAUUACAAUUUAUGAACUGCCUAAUGUCACCAUACAGUAUACGACGGAGAUACCGUCCUACACUGCGCCGGAGAUUGUGUACAAAACUUUUCGUUCAAUGGGUAGAAAUGUCACGGCCAACUUGAAUUCCAACCUCACGUGGAACUUCACGGUGGACGCGGGGUUUAACUAUCUCUUUAGGCUUCAUUUCUGCGAAACCGUGCAAGAGGUUGUGUACAAGAACGACCGUGUUUUUGAAAUAUUCAUCGAUAAUCAAACGGCGGAGACAGAUGCAGAUGUGAUAUCAUGGACCGGCAGCACUGGAAUUCCAGUGUACAAAGAUUAUAUUAUUUUAAUCCCUAAUGGAAACCAACGCAAACUAGAUUUGUUGUUGGCGCUACAUCCUAGUGUGCUUGAGAAACCACGAUACGUGGAUGCAUUGUUGAACGGUGUGGAAAUAUUUAAGUUGAACCGAUCGGACGGUUGUUUUGCUGGGCUCAACCUGGACGGAGUGGUGGUUCCCACAUCCCCGGAAGGCAACGAAAAAUUAACGGAAAGGAAAAAGAGGUUGCCAUUGAUAAUCAUUGUUAUCGGAGGUGUCAUUGGAGUCUUAAUAGCUACUUCCGUUAUUUGCAUCUUCAUUUUCCGGAGAAAUACUAGGGUCAAGGACUCUGGUUCUCGUACCAGCGAGUCCAGGUCCUCGUGGGUCUCAUUCCCCAAGGUACCUGGUUCCACAAACUCCCACGCUUCAUCAUUACAGUCGCACCAUUGCCGUAACUUCUUGCUCGUUGAAAUCAGAGUGGCCACGCGCAAUUUCGACGAAAAGUUAGUCAUUGGAUCAGGAGGAUUUGGUAUCGUGUACAAAGGAUAUAUUGACGGGGGCUCCACCACAGUUGCUAUUAAACGGUUGAACGCAUCUUCGAAGCAAGGGGUCCGUGAGUUCUGGACCGAGAUCGAGCUGCUCUCCCAGCUCCGUCAUGUCCAUCUCGUGCCGUUGAUCGGAUAUUGCGAAGACCAAGGUGAGAUGAUCCUCGUCUACGAUUUCAUGGCCCGUGGGACUCUCCGCGAGCAUCUCCACAAAACAAAGAACCCACCUCUUCCAUGGAAGCGGCGCCUCCAAAUUUGCAUCGGUGCCGCCCGUGGGCUGGAGUAUCUUCACUGUGGUGCGAAGAACACGAUCAUACACCGUGACGUGAAGUCAACGAACAUCCUGCUAGACGAGAAAUGGGUGGCCAAGGUUUCGGAUUUCGGGUUAUCCAGAUUGGGUCCCACCUGUACUCUUCAAAGCCACGUAAGCACAGUGGUGAGGGGUAGUUUCGGGUACGUGGACCCAGAAUACUACCGACGGCAGAAACUGACCGUGAAGUCUGAUGUGUACUCGUUUGGUGUGGUGUUACUCGAGAUCCUUUGUGGUCGGCCAGCUGUGGUCCGAGGUCUACCCAAGGACCAAGUCAGCCUUGCGGAGUGGGGACGCAAAUUCUAUCGAAGUGGGACCCUUAGUGAAAUCGUGGAUACAAAUGUGAAGGCCGAGAUCGCACCUGCGUGUUUGAAAAAGUUUGGGGAGAUUGUGGACCGUUGCUUGCGCUGUCAAGGAGAAGAACGGCCAAAUAUGAGCGACGUGUUGUGGGGUCUUGAGUUCGCAUUGCAGCUCCAAGAAUACGAAGACAACGCCGACAAGGAAAUCAACGAGUUGAACAUGGGCGGCCAAAUUGGGGUCGUUGAGGGCUCUGCCGGGACCAGCACCUCUGAUCCAGGUGGCGAGAUAUCUACCGUUGAUGAGAACGAUCUUUUCUCUGGUUCUGGUCAGCAUGUAUCAGACAAUGCGUAGAUCGUAUUAGACAAUGUGAUUAGUAUAGUUACUAUUUUCUGCAACUGUUGUAAUUGAUACCUUAAAAUAAUCAAAGCCCAAGUUGUAAAUGUACUCGUACACGAACUCAAGUCAAUCAUGUACCCUACUAGAUUUCUCGUUUUACAUUUUGUCAAAAAAAGCCCUCCUAUAAAAUUAAAGAUAUGUUUGUUUUGUAAAA